This is a messenger RNA of Mitosporidium daphniae, 441 nucleotides long. RefSeq lists its product as uncharacterized. The coding region runs from base 1 to 441 and encodes 146 amino acids. The transcript has a single exon. The record is from RefSeq and is a predicted model, not a curated record. Lineage: Eukaryota; Fungi; Microsporidia.
AUGCCGGAGCCUCCCCCGCAAAACCUCGAUGGGCUCCCCGCUGGGAUGGAUAUGAACACAUACUCGCAUUACUACUAUUCCACGUACUACCCAGAAUAUUAUGCCAAACUGAAGGCUUCGGCCUCCGAACAAUCACACAGCCUGAGCUCCUUGGUUUCGGCCUCCAAUUUGCAGACAUCGCCGGCCAUGGGCCCGGCUCCGUCUGCAGCGGCCGGCCCACUGAUUGGCCCGGCAUUGGGGUCCAGGGUUGCAGGGGAAAAGGCAUUCCGGCAAAUGUCGCAUUACUUUAAUUACGAGGCCUACAAUGAUGCCAUAAACCAAGAUAUGAAGGACGGAAAAAGGACGCCCCUAAAGCUCACCCGUAAAGAGGUCAAUGUCCUCAAACAGCGCAAAAUGGAGAGAAAGAAAAAACGGAUGCUCGAUUGGCUGUACAAUGAUUGA